Messenger RNA from Prunus armeniaca (apricot), 858 nucleotides. NCBI's taxonomy places the organism in Eukaryota, Viridiplantae, Streptophyta, Magnoliopsida, Rosales, Rosaceae. The record is from the annotation of a GenBank genome assembly.
AUGACGGUAUGCACAACUCUUGGGGCAGUAGCCCAGCCUCCUCGGCUAACGAAGAUAUUGGCAGGGACUUACGUCCCUGUGGAUGCUGCCAAACUAUCAAUCAGCACCAUGCAGAGUGCAUUUCCUACAGUGGUUAAAAUUGUGAUACCUUUUGCACCACUUUUUGCUGUUCUAGCUACAUCACUGCUUGCAUGCAGGGGUGGAAGACAAGCAUUGGAGUGGAGAGCGUCAAUUGCUAAACAUUUCAUUGAAGAAUGGGAAUGGCAGUUGUCAAUUUUGCAGCGUCUUCUUUCGUUAUCUGAAUGCCAGUGGCACUGGAAGGAGGCAUUAACUGUAUUACGUCCCGCACCAUCCAAGCUACUUAACCUUUUAUCCUUUGCAUGCAAAGGGCAAAGUAUGACAUUGGGGAAGAUAAAGCUGAGGCCCAGCCAAAGGGAAGAUCUGGAAUUACCAUUAUUUGACUUGGCCGCUGUUGUUUGUGCAACCAAUAACUUUUCAAACAAGAAUAAACUUGGAGAAGGGGUGAUUUCGGAUCAUCCUUUUAAGGUAAAAUCAAAUAUAGUCCUCCCUACAGUUGGCUUGACAGUUUCCACAUGUCGUUUGGGUCAGGACUAUGGAUACAAGUCGUAUAUUGUACGUUCGCAAACUACAGAGUAUGGAUUUUGGUCAUCAUAUGUGGCUAAUGGAUUUCAGGGUACACUGAAAGAUGGACAAGACAUGGCUGUGAAGAGGCUCUCAAAACAUCCUAGACAAGGACUCAAUGAGUUGAAGAAUGAGGUUACACAUAUUGUCAAACUUCAACACAGGAAUAUAGUGAAGCUUCUGGGAUGCUGCAAUCGAGAAGAUGAAAUGAGCUGA